AUGCACGUAUUCGUUGAUGCAAGCGAAAGUGCGAUGUCAGCGGUUGUGUUCUUGAGACUCGUAGAAGGAGAUCAAGUUGAGUGCUCGCUGAUCGCUGGGAAAACUCGCGUCGCACCGUUGAAGUACACCUCCAUCCCACGGCUGGAACUACAAGCUGCAGUUCUUGGUUGUAGAUUGGCGAAAAGCGUUACCGAGAACCUGACGAUGAACAUCUCAACGUGUACGUAUUGGACUGCCUCCCAAAACGUCCUAUGUUGGUUAAGAGCCGACCAUAAGCGGUACAGCGCGUUCGUCGGAUCGAGGAUCAGCGAAAUUCAAGAGUCGACAGAUGUCCGAGAAUGGAGAUGGGUUCCGACUCGAUCCAACGUUGCUGAUGAUGCGACCAGGUGGCGAGACCGACCCGAUUUGUCAGCGGAUAGCAGGUGGUUUAAAGGUCCUGAGUUCCUGAUGCAAGCAGAAGAAGACUGGCCUACACUUCCGCUGAAAUCGCUUUCGACGGAUGAAGAGAUAAGACCCAGCGUAUUGCUCCACUUCAAAGUUCCUGAACCGGCAAUCGAUGUAGGAAGAUAUUCAAGUUGGCGACGAUUACUAGCGGUGACGGGCUAUGUUCUUCGAUUUUGCUCAAAUCUUCAGCGCAGACGUAGCAAGGAGUCAAUCACCAUUGGACCGUUGACCAGCGAAAAACUGCGGGGAGCGGAAGAAUACCAUUACCGGCAAGCGCAACGAGAUGUGUAUCCGGACGAAGUCGCAGCAUUGGAAACAAAAGAAGAUACAAUCAAGCGUAUUUCAAAGGCGAGCCCACUCUAUAAGUUAAGCCCAUUCGGUGACGAUUUUGGCGUAAACAGGAUGAAGGGCAGAACUACAGUGUGUGCGUAUCUGCACAGUGACGCAAAGAAUCCGGUUAUUCUACCACCAAAACACCCAGUAACAACACUAGUCUUGAUACAUUACCACGAGAAGUACCUGCACCGUAACUACGAAAUUGCAGUUAACGAAGUUCGCCAGAAGUACAGCAUCUUUCGCCUAAGACAAGCCCUCGCUGCGAUCCGUAGAAACUAUGUGGAUACUGCUGCACUACGGCGAGGUCAUCCUACCUCCCAAUGGUUGGCAAAUCUGUUUUGGAAGCGUUGGGUUAGGGAUUACCUUUCCGACAUUACACGGCGUACAAAAUGGCACGAGAAGGCGAAACCUCUUCAAGUGGGUGACGUAGUAGUCAUUGUGGACCAAGAGCACCCCAGAAACUGUUGGCCCAAGGGACGAGUCAUCGGAGUGACCAGCAGUGGAGGACAAACUCGUAAGGCCACCGUACAAACCGUUGGUGGGAUCUACGAGUGA
Messenger RNA from Aedes albopictus (Asian tiger mosquito), 1335 nucleotides. RefSeq lists its product as uncharacterized. The transcript has 2 exons. Bases 1 to 1335 code for a protein of 444 amino acids. The record is from RefSeq and is a predicted model, not a curated record. NCBI's taxonomy places the organism in Eukaryota, Metazoa, Arthropoda, Insecta, Diptera, Culicidae.